CAAAAUUUCAUCGGAAUGGAGCCAAAUUCUAAACAUGUACCACAGCUAAGUGGUGGGUCGAAAAGUGGCAGCGAUACUGCUGGUCUGGCUACGAUGUGGAGCAGAGCCAGAGUGAAGCACAUCCUCAAUUCGAAAGGCUACAUCAUUGGACGGUGCAUUGGGUCCGGAUCCUACUCGAAGGUGUAUCAAACCUUUUACCGACCACCCCGUCUCGAAUCUGGCCCGGGACAUUCGAUCGCCUGCAAGCUGAUUGAUCGGCGCCGCACUUCGAAGGAAUACGAGCGAUUGAUGCCGCGCGAAACGGUCGCAAUGCUGGCCCUUAGCCAUCCGCACAUCGUGUCGGUGAUGUCGAUCCAAGAAUAUGGACCAUUCGUGUGCGUGUUUAUGGACUACUGCCGGUACGGUGAUUUGCUGCAGUAUAUUCAGAUGCGCAAACGCAUCUCGGAACGUCGAUCGAGAAUGUUCUUCCGGCAGCUCGUUGAGGCCGUACAUUACAUGCAUGAGCAAGGAUUUUGCCAUCGGGACAUCAAGUGUGAGAAUGUGCUGCUAGCCAGCCCAUCGUACCUGAAGCUGACCGAUUUCAGCUUCGCCAAGAAGUGUAGCGAUCCGAAAGGUGCGGUUAGUCAGCUGAGCGAAACGUACUGCGGUUCAAUAGCGUACACGGCACCCGAAGUGCUCAAGGGAAUUCCGUACGAUCCGAAGGCACACGACAUGUGGUCGCUUGGUUGUGUACUGUUUAUCAUGGUGUCCGGUACGAUGCCGUUUGACGAGAGCAAUAUAGCGGUCACAAUCGGACAUCAGGAGCGUAAGCAGUACGGCUAUCCGUCAGACAUGACGCUAAACCCAACGAUCAUGGACCUGAUUGAUAGGCUCAUUGAACCGGAUGUAAGCCUGCGUGCUACCGUGAGUCAGGUGGCCAAUGACCCGUGGGUGUUGGGUUAG
Messenger RNA from Anopheles maculipalpis, 942 nucleotides. RefSeq names its product testis-specific serine/threonine-protein kinase 3-like. Gene Ontology annotation, molecular function: ATP binding; protein serine/threonine kinase activity; tau-protein kinase activity. The record is from RefSeq and is a predicted model, not a curated record. Bases 16 to 942 code for a protein of 308 amino acids. Gene Ontology annotation, cellular component: cytoplasm. The transcript has a single exon. NCBI's taxonomy places the organism in Eukaryota, Metazoa, Arthropoda, Insecta, Diptera, Culicidae. Gene Ontology annotation, biological process: protein phosphorylation; microtubule cytoskeleton organization; intracellular signal transduction.